This is a messenger RNA of Boleophthalmus pectinirostris (great blue-spotted mudskipper), 5334 nucleotides long. RefSeq names its product polybromo 1, like (gene pbrm1l). Gene Ontology annotation, cellular component: RSC-type complex. The transcript has 30 exons. NCBI's taxonomy places the organism in Eukaryota, Metazoa, Chordata, Actinopteri, Gobiiformes, Gobiidae. Gene Ontology annotation, molecular function: protein binding; chromatin binding. The coding region runs from base 160 to 5076 and encodes 1638 amino acids. Gene Ontology annotation, biological process: chromatin remodeling. The record is from RefSeq and is a predicted model, not a curated record.
CCGGAGGCUUGCUCUUCUCAUACAUACAGUGUGGUUGAGCUCCACUUCCGGUGGUCUGGAGUUUUCAAACAAUAGCCAGCUGCUCUCCACAUUUGCUCAGGGAAAUAAGCAGAUCCUUUUGCUGGAAGUGGGCUAGCCAUUUGGUGUAAAUAGCCAGAGAUGUCAGCGAAGAGGAGGAGAGCGGUUUCCCCGUCCAGCAGUGUCAGUGGCGGGGGAGACCUGGAUGAUGCCUCCUCAACUCCUGGAAGUGGUCGCAAAAGAAGACGAGUGUCAAAUGUCCCUCCGGUUGACACGAUUGCCGUAUGCCAUGAACUCUUCAAUGCUGUCAGGGACUACAAGGAUAGACAAGGGAGGCAACUGUCUGAAUAUUUCCUGAGGGUACCAAAAAGAAGGAAUCAGCCUGAUUACUAUGAUGUGGUGUCCCAGCCAAUUGACAUGACAAAAAUUCAGUACAAACUGAAGUCAGAGGAUUAUAAUGAUGUUGAGCAUCUUACUGCAGAUUUUCAACUAAUGUUCAACAACGCCAAGUCUUUUUAUCCGAGUGACAGUGAGGAAUACCAAGCUGCAUGUAAAUUGUGGGAAGUGUAUUUACAAACUAGAAAUGAGUUUGUUCAACCUGGAGCCGAUGAUGACGAUGAUGAAGAUGCUGAUGAUAUGGACAAUACAGGAAUGUCCACAGAGGAAGAGGUCCCAACUGGAAGUUUGAAAGAGGUGUUAGAACAACUUCUGGAAGCAAUUGUUUCUCAUUCUGAUCCCUCAGGGCGCCCUAUCAGUGAGCUGUUUCAAAAACUGCCUUCCAAAGUGCAUUACCCUGACUACUAUGCCAUUAUAAAGGAGCCAAUUGACCUCAGAACAAUUACUCAAAGAAUACAGUAUUCAUAUUAUAAAAGUGUCAAUGCUAUGGCAAAGGACAUUGAUCUUAUGGUGAAAAAUGCCAAAACAUACAACGAACCAGGAUCUCAGGUUUUUAAGGAUGCAAACACAAUCAAGAAAGUUUUCCUACAGCGUAAGGCAGAACUUGAACAUGGAGAACCUACCAAAUCAAGCCUUCGCAUCAGGAAUCGUAAAACUGGUCAGUCUGAUCGACUCUCUGGUGUCAGUGCAACUCUUCAUUAUGGGUCAGAGAGUGAGGAUGACCCUGGGAUGUCAGUAUCUUUGGGCUAUGAUGAAGGGGAAUCUGAGUCAGAAAGCCAGUCUUCCACCAUGGACGCUGUCAACCCCAUCUUCCAACUUUUUGAGACCAUAAGAACUGCCAGAAACAGCCAGGGACAAGCCUUUUCAGAACCAUUUCAACAACUCCCCUCUCGCCGAGAAUACCCUGACUACUAUCAACAGAUCAAGCAUCCUAUUUCUAUGACUCAGAUACGGCAAAAAAUUAAAAAUGGCGACUAUGACAAUUUAGAUCAAAUUGAAGCAGAUUUGAAUUUAAUGUUUGAGAAUGCAAAGCGUUACAAUAUGCCAAACUCUAGCAUAUACAAGCGUGCUUUUAGGCUUCAGCAGAUAAUGCAGGCUAAAAAGAAGGAGCUCCUCAGAAGAGAUGAAGAUGAUGGCGACAGUAUAUUAUCAUCUGAUGCUGGAAGUGUCAAGCGGAAAGGGUAUAGAAAAGGCAAAAAAGGCAGAAUGAAGGCUCUGUAUGCAGCCGUGACUGAGGCUAAAGAGGCUGGGACCAACCGCCGCCUUUGUGAUCUGUUUAUGGUCAAACCGUCCAAGAAAGAUUACCCAGACUACUACAAAGUCAUCCUGGAGCCCAUGGACUUAAGGACUAUUGAAAACAACAUUAAAACUGAGCGUUACAACACAGAGGACGCACUGAUAGAGGACAUGAAGCUAAUGUUUCGCAAUGCCAGACAUUACAAUGAGGAGGGCUCUCAGGUUUAUAAUGACGCUGAUAUUUUGGAGAAGAUCCUCAUAGACAAACGCAAGGAGCUGGGACCUUCUCCUGAUGAGGAGGAUGUGGGAUCCCCCAAAAUCAAACUUAGGAAGAGUGGUGCCUCUCCAAAGAAGUCCAAAUACCUCACUCCUCUGCAGCAGAAGUUAAAUGAGCUCUAUGAUGCUGUUAGGAACUACACAGAUCGCAGAGGCAGACGUCUUAGCACCAUCUUCCUCCGCCUGCCCUCUCGCUCAGAGUUGCCUGAUUAUUACGCCACAAUUAAGAGGCCCAUAGACAUGGAGCGAGUCAGGAGCCACAUGGCGGGUGGGAGAUACCAGGAUGUAGAAUCCCUGGUGGAGGACUUUGCACUGAUGUUCAAUAAUGCCUGUAUGUACAAUGAGCCAGAGUCUCUGAUCUAUCGGGAUGCACUGGUCUUGCAUCGUGUCCUGCUGGAGACCAGGAGACAACAAGAGGGGGCAGAGGAUACUGGACCCCCAUCUGUGGGGGCACAGGUCCGUGAGCUCAUCAGGAACCUGUUUGUGUCAGUGAUGGGACACCAGGACGAAGAGGGCCGCUGCUAUAGCGACUCUCUGGCUGAGAUCCCAGCUGUGGAUCCAGCCACGCCAGAAAAACCUCCACUCAACCUGGAGGUGAUCAGGAUGAACGUGGACCGCGGACGAUACAGGAGAUUAGAUGUCUUCCAAGAACAAAUGUUUGAGGUUCUAGAAAGGGCAAGAAAACUGAAUAGAACUGAUUCUGAAAUAUUUGAAGAUGCUGUUGAGCUGCAGCAGUUUUUCAUUAAGAUUAGAGAUGAACUAUGCAAAAAUGGAGAAAUCCUGAUGUCCACUGCUCUCAGCUACAAUUUGAAACACCUCCACAAUGAUGUGGAGCAGGAAAAGAGGGAAAAAAUACCCAAAGAGAUUGAAGAGGACCGGCAGAAGAAAGCAGAGGAGGCUGAGGAGGAGCAGAAAGGCAUUGGUAAAAGUGAAGAUUCGUCCAGUGAGGCGUGGCAGUCCGAGUCUGACUCUGAACGCGUGUACAAACAGGACUUUAGCUUUGAAAACAGCACUUAUCACGUGGGAGACUUUGUUUAUGUGGAACCCUCUGAGCCUAAACUGCAGCCACACAUCGUCUGCAUUGAACGUCUGUGGGAGGACGAAAAGGGCGAGAAGUGGCUCUAUGGCGGUUGGUUCUACAGACCAAGUGAAACAUUUCAUGUGGCCACUCGCAAGUUUCUGGAAAAAGAGGUUUUCAAGGGGGACUACUACAACAAAGUGCCCAUCAGUAAGGUCCUUGGAAAGUGUGUGGUCAUGUUUGUCAAAGACUAUUUCAAACUUCAACCUGAAGGCUUUCGAUCAGAGGAUGUGCAUGUGUGUGAGUCUCGCUAUACUGCCAGAAACAAGACCUUUAAGAAGAUCAAGGUUUGGGCAAUGCCUACAAGCUCUGUGAAAUUUAUACCACGAGAUGUGCCACUUCCAGUUGUUAGAGUUGCUUCUAUGUUUGCCAAACCUGAUCAGGACAAGCAACUGGCAAUUUCAUAUGCAAACAGUGGCAGCUUUGUGGACAAGGAGAAAGAGGACGUCCCGAUGGAGAUGAGCGGAGGAGAUCCUGGCUGUCGCUAUUAUGAACAGCUACGCUUUAACAACAUGUGGUUCAAGGUGGGAGAUUGUGUGUACAUUCAGUCACAUGGGCUAUCAAAACCCAGGGUGGCAAGGAUUGAGAAGUUAUGGGUGCAAAAUGGGACAGUACUUUUCUUUGGUCCAAUCUUUAUUAAUCCAGAGGAGACGUCUCAUGAGCCCACAAAGAUGUUCUAUAAGAAAGAGGUGUUUCUGAGCAGUCUGGAGGAGACACUGCCACUGACCUGUGUCAUAGGCAAGUGCAUGGUGUCUUCAUUCAAGGACUACCUGUCAUGCAGACCCACAGAGAUCCCAGAGGAGCAUGUAUUACUGUGUGAGAGCCGCUACAUCGACACAGAGAAGCAAAUGAAAAAGUUCAAAGGACUCAAGCGAUUCUCAUAUUCACCCAAAGUGGUGGAGGAUGAGAUUUACUAUUUCAGGAAGCUAAUUGUACCUCAAAAGGAGGCCUCGCCAUUUUUAGAUAAGAAGAUUGAGGAGCUGGAGCUGAAGCUGGCAGAUUUGGAAGAUGGCGAUGAGGAUAUGGAGGACCUGGAUGAUGAUGAAGAAGCCUCAGAAACUCCUCUGCCUCCGAUGCAAACGCCCAUGUCCAGUGAUAUGGACAUGAUGCAGUACACACCUUCUCAGUCUACUCCAAAGAUAAAAGGACUUUCAAAGAAGGAAGGCGCCAAGAGGAAGAUCAACAUGAGUGGAUACAUCCUGUUCAGCAGUGAGAUGAGAGCUGUCAUCAAGGCCCGACAUCCAGACUUCUCCUUCGGGGAGCUCAGUCGUCUCGUGGGAACAGAAUGGAGGAACUUGGAGGCCACCAAGAAGGCAGAUUAUGAAGAGCGUGCAGCCAAGAUAGUGGAGCAGCAGGAGCGGGAGAGGCCCCCCCAGAAGCAAGUGUCCCCUAGAGCAGGUACCCCUGUGGGGGCGCUGAUGGGCGUGGUGCCUUCACCCAGCACUAUGGGAAUGCUAAACCAGUCCAUGACACCAUCAGGCAUGAUGGGAGCUUACGGCCCACCUUACAUGCCCAUGCAGGGCCCUCACGAGGGCUUAUUGAGUGUGGCCACAAUGUCACCUCACCCCCCUGGGGUGCCCCACCUGCCUCAUCACCUUCACCAUGGCAUGCCUGGAUACCCUGGCAUGCCCCAUCAGGGUAUGAUGGCUCCAGGAAUGAAUGGCAUGCAAGGAAGCCCAGGACAAGGGAAUUUCAUGCAGCAGCCUGGCAUGUACAGCCCAGGCCAGCAUGCCCCUCCACCUUACCCCGGACAGGGGCAGCCCUCCCACCUACAGCCCACACCCCCCAUGUUUGUGGCCCCACCUCCAAAAACUCAGAGGGUGCUUCACUCAGAGGCCUAUCUGAAGUACAUCGAAGGCUUGAACGCAGAGUCCACCACUAUAAGCAAAUGGGAUCAAACUCUAAAGGUACAACGUCGAGAAAGUUACUUGACCAAAGAACAGGAGAGUCGGCUUCCUGUGCACUGGCUGAAGAGCAAAGGUGCCCACGGCACCAUGGCAGAUGCACUGUGGCGACUGCGUGAUCUCAUGAUGAGAGACUCCUUGAAUAUUUGUCAGGCUUAUAACUUAUAACAUGUUCUAUGUUUCCUCAGACCAAUUGUAACCAGCACACCCACUUGCUCUUAUUAUGAAGCUUUGGAAUUUUAGACAGGAUUCUAGGCCAUAUAUAAGCAAUAUUUUAUAGUCUGUUGCAAUCACUUUUAUAUUUAUUAGCUGGGAUUAUGAUAUAAAUAGCUAAUUGUCCACUGCUUUUUUACACCUGUAUGAAUUAUAAUGCAAAAACUCACUCACUGUUUUGGCUUGUUAUAAAAAUAAAUUGCUAAUUAAUAA